GACUAGGUUGGCUCGCUCCCGCUCGCCAAUUAUACUAAAAAUGGAGCUUGUACUUGGUGUAGUCCUGCUUCUAAGUGGUUACUCUGCAUGUUCUGUUGUUGCUCAAGAGGUGCUCCAUGCUCCUGGGAACCAAACCGUCUUUCCAAACCAGUCAGCAGUGUUCACGUGUGAGACAGAUGGUGGUUCCACUGGUUGGAGAGUUAAUGGAACUUUUGUGGAUGAGCUUCCACCUGCAGUAGAAAUGGAUUUGGAAAUCUUCGGUGCUAACACUGCAGAAGGGACUAGACUGGCGAGUCUGACUAUCCCAGCCAAAGCUGAGUACAAUGGAACUAGAGUUUCGUGUUUCACACAAAGACUUGGUGGUCUCUUCAUGGAGAGUGCUAAUGUCACAUUGAGAAUUCAAGGUACCCUGUCAGCAGUAGCUGGUCUGAGUGUCACCAGCAAUGCCAGCUCAGUGACCAUCUCGUGGAGUGCUCCAUUCUCUCUGGAUGUGACUGGUGUUGAUCCUGAUAUCUGGUACUCUGUCCUCAUCUACAAUGUGACAGAUGAGAACAACCCAACAGCCAUCCUCUGUACUGACUGUAUCAAUAUCACUGAGACACACUACACCUUCACUCCUGACUACCUCAGUCCUUGUCAUGUGUACAACUUCUCUGUCAUCCCUCUGAAUGGAGCUGGCCAGGGAGAGAGGAGUCCCAACAUUGCUAUUACCAUUGGAAAGCCUACUUUCAUCAGAAGUCAUAUCAAAGCCGUUUGUGAUGAUGUUGCAGUUACUUAUGAACACACUGAGAUGGUAGAUGAGUACAUUCUUCAUGGAGUGUCUGAUAUGGACCUAAAAAAUAUUUCUUUGUCCUCCAACCAACGAGUUUCAACAUACACACUCUCAGCAAACAAAAACUUUAACAUAUUCUUUGAACUCAUUACAGCUGGUGGAGCUGUGAAUGUAUCUCAUGAUACCUUCACAACCUAUGAUGUCCAGAGUCUGUCAGUGGAAGAGGAAGAAGGAGGAGGAGUGUCAGUGAGAGGGGAGUUCAUGAGUGGGUCACGAGCUGCAGGAUGUCUGGUGGUCCUCCAGGGACCUCCCUCCUCUCCUGACAUAUUCAGAGCUCUCCUGAGGACCCAGUCUCAGGACACUGUCUCCACCACUGUACCUGUCCCUCCCUCCACUUACACUGUGUAUGGAUAUGACCUUGAGGAGAAUGGACUACCCAACACCAUGCCUGCUGUGGUACUGGAGAGUCAACUAACUAUCAGCAAAGGUGCUUCAUUGGUUAAAAGAUCUCGACUAUUGAAGGAUGCCACCAUAACAUCUCAAUUAGGAUCAACUGUAGUGAUAGACUGUGAAUUCUCAGAGGUCUAUCCCGAGGCCUCGUGUGUCCUGGUCUACAGAGAGUAUGGCAGUCCUCUCCUGACAGUGGUGGAGUUGUCUCAACUCAUCAACUUCCCUGUCUCUAUCACUGUGGACAACAACCCUGAGAACUAUACUUUUGCACUGUUUGGGAAAGACAGCACAACAGGAAUAGAGAAAGAGCCUGUGAUUUGUAUGAAGUUUGAUAAGCAGGCUGCCCCAAUUCACACACCACUUGAUAUGACACUGGAUUCUGAAAAGAAACAAGAAACAGAAAGUGAGAGUGAUGGGGAAAACAUGAACUGCCAAACACAACAUGUUGCCAUAGCCGUUGGGGGAGCUGUAUUGAUAUGUGUUCUAUCAUGUGCCUCUGCUGUGCUAGUCUUCAUAACAGUCAGGCGGUACAGAAGAAAGAAGAUAAAAGAUAAAACUGCGGCCCCAAGUGUCCAGACCAGAAAUGCUGUGGUGUAUGAUGAGGUGGUUCUGCCCCCAACCUCCUCCUCCGUCAUUCCAACUGAACCUAACACAGCCUAUGUCACUACAACUGUGUCUCAGACUACUACCAUACCCACUGACCAGAAUGUAGCUUAUGGUGUGCAUUCAUAAAGACUGAAUUAUGCAUGAUUUUAAACUUCUCGUGAUCAU
Molecule: messenger RNA, 1993 nt
Organism: Geodia barretti
Lineage: Eukaryota; Metazoa; Porifera; Demospongiae; Tetractinellida; Geodiidae
Source: the annotation of a GenBank genome assembly